UUCCGCUCUUGAGUGGAGCUCCACUCGCCCAUAUAUCUGCAGCCAGACCCUUUUAUGCCUUAAAGUGAAACAGAAAGUGAAUCAGAGACGCUAUCAGGGAGGAUUGUAAAUUGAAAUGUCUUCACGUGUCACGGCCUGAAAUCAAGUCUCUUAUCUAGGAAAAAAAGAGAUCCAGAACAGCCUGUAAGGUGUGUGUGCAUGAGGAGAGAGAGGAGGAGAAACCUGCUUAUAAAAUGAAUUUGUAUGAGGAGAGAGAGGAGGAGGCUCCUGUUGAUGCUCAGAGAGCAGGGUCUCCAGGAUUCAGCUUUGUGUCUAUGAAGAGUAACAACUCCAUGUUUGAGCCCCCUGUCUUCAGUGAUGUUGACGCUCAGAGAGCAGGGUCUCCAGGAUUCAGCUGUGUGUCUAUGAAGAGUAACAACUCCAUGUUUGAGCCCCCUGUCUUCAGUGAUGUUCACCCUCAGAGAGCAGGGUCUCCAGGAUUCAGCUGUGUGUCUAUGAAGAGUAACAACUCCAUGUUUGAGCCCCCUGUCUUCAGUGAUGUUCACCCUCAGAGAGCAGGGUCUCCAGGAUUCAGCUGUGUGUCUAUGAAGAGCAACAACUCCAUGUUUGAGCCCCCUGUCUUCAGUGAUGUUCACCCUCAGAGAGCAGGGUCUCCAGGAUUCAGCUGUGUGUCUAUGAAGAGUAACAACUCCAUGUUUGAGCCCCCUGUCUUCAGUGAUGUUCACCCUCAGAGAGCAGGGUCUCCAGGAUUCAGCUGUGUGUCUAUGAAGAGUAACAACUCCAUGUUUGAGCCCCCUGUCUUCAGUGAUGUUCACCCUCAGAGAGCAGGGUCUCCAGGAUUCAGCUGUGUGUCUAUGAAGAGUAACAACUCCAUGUUUGAGCCCCCUGUCUUCAGUGAUGUUCACCCUCAGAGAGCAUCAUCUCCAGGAUUCAGCUGUGUGUCUAUGAAGAGUAACAACUCCAUGUUUGAGCCCCCUGUCUUCAGUGAUGUUCACCCUCAGAGAGCAGGGUCUCCAGGAUUCAGCUGUGUGUCUAUGAAGAGUAACAACUCCAUGUUUGAGCCCCCUGUCUUCAGUGAUGUUCACCCUCAGAGAGCAGGGUCUCCAGGAUUCAGCUGUGUGUCUAUGAAGAGUAACAACUCCAUGUUUGAGCCCCCUGUCUUCAGCAGUGGACCUUCUGUGACCUCUGACGCUGUUAUCAUCAGCUGGAAAAGAAAGCGAGCAGCUUCUCCACUACAGUCCCCUAAACCUGAUCUCAGUGAUGAAUCAGUGACGUUUGAUCCUGUAGGUGGGAGAGCUGACCAGAUCAGAUAUGUGUCCUGUCUGUCCAGCACAUCCUCCUCCAGUCAGAACCACAUCAGUCAUCAUGACACAGAAACAGAUCUGCAGCUCGAUUCUCAUCAACCAGAGCAUGAUGAUCUACAGAGAGUCAAAGACCAGCACAAAACCAGCAUGAAGAACAAGUAUGAGAGCUUAUUUGAGGGAGUCAAACUACAAGAGAAUCAAACCCUCCUGAACAGGAUUUACACACAGCUGUACAUCAUAGAGGGAGAGAGUGAAGGAGUGAAUGAAGAACAUGAAGUGCUACAGAUGGAGAAAAGUUACAGGGCACUCCAAGACACUCCAAUCAACUGCAAUGACAUCUUUAAUCUUUUACCUGAACCAGGAGAUGAGGAGAAGAGAAGAAAGAAAGACACAAUAAAGACUGUUCUUACUAAAGGCAUCGCUGGAAUUGGAAAAACCGUCUCUGUGCAGAAGUUCAUUCUGGACUGGGCCGAGGGAAAAGCCAAUCAGGAUGUAGAUUUCAUGUUUGUGCUUACAUUUAGAGAGCUGAACUUGAUUAAAGAUCAUCAGUACAGUCUUCACAGACUUCUGCUUGACUUUCAUCCUGAACUUCAAGAUCUGGACUCAAAGAUUUAUGAUGAAUGUAAAGUUGUGUUCAUCUUUGAUGGUCUGGAUGAAAGCAGAAUUACACUGAUGUUUUCAGACGGUCAGAAAGUUUCUGAUGUGACUGAGAUUUCAUCAGUGGGUCUGUUGAUGUCAAACCUCCUGAGAGGAGAUCUGCUUCCCUCUGCUCUCAUCUGGAUCACCACCAGACCAGCAGCAGCCAAUCAGAUCCCCUCCAACUACAUCAACCGUGUGACAGAGAUUCAGGGAUUCAAUGACCCUCAGAAGGAGGAAUAUUUCAGGAAGAGAAUCAGUGACGAGGAUCAAGCCAGCAGAAUCAUCUCACACAUCAGAAGAGCAAGAAGCCUCCACAUCAUGUGUCACAUACCCGUCUUCUGCUGGAUCUCAUCCACUGUGCUUCAAAACAUCCUGAAACAAGAUCUCAGUGCAGAAAUCCCUCAAACUCUGACUGAAAUGUACAUCUACUUCCUGCUCAUUCAAACAAAGAUGAGGAACCAGAAGUAUGAAGAGAGACAUCCAGAGAAACUCCUGCAGUCCAACAGAGAAGUGAUUGUGAAACUUGCUGAACUGGCUUUCAAUCAGCUGAUGAAGGGCAAUGUGAUGUUUUAUGAGGAGGACCUGAGAGAGAGCGGUAUAGAUGUCACUGAUGCCUCAGUGUAUUCUGGGAUCUGCACUGAGAUCUUUAGAGAGGAAUCUGUGAUUUAUCACAGGAAGGUUUACAGCUUUGUACAUCUGAGCUUUCAGGAGUUUUUUGCAGCACUGUAUGUGUUUUACUGCUAUUUACACAAGAACAGUGAGGUUCUGAAGAUGUUCCUGACAGGAAAGAACAGAACUCAGUGUGAGAAAGUUUCUCUGGAUGUGUUUCUGAAAGGAGCAAUGAAUAAAGCCUUAAAGAGUAAAACUGGACACCUGGAUCUCUUCCUUCGGUUUCUUCAUGGCGUCUCACUGGAGUCCAAUCAGAGACUCUUACAGGAUGUACUGAUACACACAGAGAACAACCCAGAGAACAUCAAGAAAAUACCCCAAAACCUCAAACGAGGUCAGAAAAACAACGUCAGUCCUGAAAGAUGGAUAAAUCUGUCACACUGCUUGAUUGAGAUGAAGGAUAACUCAGUUGUUGAAGAGAUGCAGGCAUUUUUAAAUUCUGGAAAUACCACUAAAAGUCUUUCUCUUGCACAAUGUUCAACUUUGGCAAACAUAAUCCUGAUGUCAGAGGAGGCGCUGGAUGAGUUUGAGUUUAAAAAUUUCACCACCAAAUCAAAAGAUGGGAGACAGAGACUGUUACCUGCUGUGAGGAACUGCAGAAAAGCUCUUUUGGCAGGCUGUAAUCUCACUGAUCAGCACUGUGAAAUUGUGGCUUCAGCUCUACAAUCAUCAAACUCCCUGAGAGAGCUGGACCUGAGUAACAAUCAUCUGCAGGAUUCAGGAGGAAAACUGCUCGCUGCUGGACUGAGGAGUCCAAACUGUCAACUCAACAUACUCAGAUUAUCUGGCUGUUUGGUGAAAGAGGAAGUUUGUGCUGCUCUGACAUCAGCUCUGAGUUCAAACCCCUCACACCUGAGAGAGCUGGACCUGAGUAACAAUCAUCUGCAGGAUUCAGGAGGGAAACUGCUCGCUGCUGGACUGAAGAGUCCAAACUGUCAACUCAACAUACUGAGAUUAUCUGGCUGUUUGGUGAAAGAGGAAGGUUGUGCUGCUCUGACAUCAGCUCUGAGUUCAAACCUUUCACACCUGAGAGAGCUGGACCUGAGUAACAAUCAUCUGCAGGAUUCAGGAGUGAAGCUGAUUGCUCCUGGACUGAACAGUCCAAAUCAACUAAACAUACUGAGAUUAUCUCAGUGUUUGGUGACAGAAGAAGGUUGUGCUGCUCUGGCAUCAGCUCUGAGUUUAAACCCAUCACACCUGAGAGAGCUGGACCUGAGCUACAAUCACCCAGGAGAAUCAGGAGUGGAGCUGCUCAAAAAGCUCAAACAUCUGGACAAACUCAAUGUGGAUCACGGAGGAGAGAUCAUGAUCCCAUCAGGACGCCACAAAUACGCCUGUGAUCUCACACUGGAUCCAAACACAGCACACACUCUCCUCGUUCUGUCUGAGGAGAACAGAAAGGUGACGUGUGUCUCUGAGAGACAGUCGUAUCCUGAUCAUCCGGACAGAUUUGAUGUGUGUCAGGUUGUGUGUUCAGAGAGUCUGACUGGACGCUGUUACUGGGAGACUGAAUGGAGCGGAAGAGAAGUUGAUAUAUCAGUGUGUUAUAAAGAAAUCAAGAGGAAAGGAUCGAGUCUUGACUGUUUGUUUGGACUUAAUGAUAUCUCCUGGAGUCUGAGAUGCUCUGAUCAAGGAUUCACUGCUCGUCACAAUAAUAAAGACACUCGUAUCUCUGUUUCUCCAGUCUCCUGUAAGAGAGUCGCAGUGUUUCUGGACGAGUCGAGCGGCUCUCUGUCCUUCUACAGCGUCUCUGACACACACACACUCACACACUUACACACAUUCACACACACAUUCACUCAACCUCUACUCGCUGGAUUUUACCUUUAUUCAAACUCUUCAGUGUCUCUGUGUCACAUUAAACACUAAACACACACACACACACUCACACACACACACACGCUUUCUCUCACACACACGCAUUGAUAAAUAUGUGUAAAAUAAUGUCAUAUUUACUUAAUUAUGAAAAUAUUUUUGUGUCAUAUUUCUCAGGCCGUAUUUUCAGGAGUUCAUUUAAUUUUAGUCGAAUAGAAUUCAGAAUAAAAAUACUUCUUCAUCAUCAUCAUCAUAUGUUUGAAACAAACAUUCAAAAGCAGUGAAAGAAAUAAAAAGUGUUUAUGUGACUGGACUUCAGAUAAAUUCUUUUGAAACAUUUAAUCGUCUGAACCCUCUUCAUUUCAGGAAAAUCAAUGUAAUAUAUUUCUGCUCAAUAAUGUUUUUUGAUUAUUAUUUUACAUUUCGAAGGAGAUUUUGAUACUAUGCAAUAUUUAAAAAAAAAAUCAUGAGCUAUUUUUUUCCAUUAAAAUUAAUUAAACCGUCUUUUCAUUUCUGUGUCCCAUUUGAUAAUGAAAUCUAUUUGUUUUCUUUCUUUUUUAUUAUCAGGAAAAUCAAAGUAAUAAACAUUUGAUAAUGAA
This is a messenger RNA of Carassius gibelio (silver crucian carp), 5026 nucleotides long. RefSeq names its product NACHT, LRR and PYD domains-containing protein 12. Gene Ontology annotation, molecular function: protein binding. The coding region runs from base 234 to 4481 and encodes 1415 amino acids. The transcript is spliced from 10 exons. Lineage: Eukaryota; Metazoa; Chordata; Actinopteri; Cypriniformes; Cyprinidae. The record is from RefSeq and is a predicted model, not a curated record.